This is a messenger RNA of Aedes albopictus (Asian tiger mosquito), 5968 nucleotides long. Its product is annotated as putative mediator of RNA polymerase II transcription subunit 26. The transcript has 7 exons. Lineage: Eukaryota; Metazoa; Arthropoda; Insecta; Diptera; Culicidae. The coding region runs from base 546 to 5198 and encodes 1550 amino acids. The record is from RefSeq and is a predicted model, not a curated record.
UUUAUUGCAGAUCGUUACGGGGGUCCCCAAAUGGAUUAACGCCGUUAUCAGCUAAGCGCUGCAAUCAUCACCACCACCGUAAUCAUCAUCAUCGUCGUAAUCAACCAUUCCAAGGAGGCGUGAAAGUACAUUAACCACCAUUUCCCAUGGAACGAUGAGCAUCCCUGCUGUUGCUGCUACCAAUGAAUGGUGAUGCUUAUUCUCCAGUUGCCCAAUUAGUGCGAUAGAUAGUGCGUCUCCGACGAACAGAAAAAAAAACAGUUCGAGACGCAGAUCAACGAACCGAGACGUACACGAAACCUGGAAGCUUGCUGCAGAAGGUGAUCCCGCUGGACGGAGACAACCAUUAACGCCUUUCGCACAUCCCCCACAACCUGUCGCUUCACAUUUUGAUGAAUCGAGUUACCACAAACCGAGCGAGUGACCCACCUUCCACACUUGAACUCCACUGAGCGGUUGAACUAUGUAAACAAAGGAAGAUAACCAACGGACAGAUCCCUUUGAUAGUCAGAAUCUACCCUAGCAUACAGACACCUCACACCAAAAUGAACGGUUUAUCUACGCUAAACCGAUUGCUCGGCAAACGGAACAAAGAUGUAUCCAAAUCCACAUCGAACCUUAGCCGGUCGACGACCAACCUGGACAGCACCAACCAGUACAACAAGAUUGUCCCGUUGGCCGCCAUGACCAACGCCCCCUUCGAGCAGACCUUCCGUAUCACGGUUCUGCUGCCGCGGGAUCAGCUCUACGUGACCCGAAUCGGCGCCAAGACACGCCUGGCCGUCCUCAUGGACAUGGUGUGCAGCGACAAACUACUGGACCCGCAGAAGUAUCUGUUCAGGCAUCCGGCAGAUUUCCACCAGGGGUUUGAACUGGACCUCACCAUUGGGGAGGUUGGCCUGAACGAGAUCCGACUGAUUUCCAAGAAGGAGCUGGACAACUUGCGGAAUAACGAGUACCGGUUGAGCACUAGCGAUAUCUUCCGGUUGCACCAGAAGAACAUCCGAGAAAACUCGGUGUCUUCGUCGGAUCUGAGUCGGCACUCGCGAACCGCGCUCAAAACCACUAGUCCGUACAGUUCCACGAAUUCCUUGAAUUCGAUGGAUUCCUCUGGGUUGAGUUCCAGCUCUCGUGGAGGGCUGAACGGAACCCACAACCAUCAUCAUCCGCCGGUGGCUCCAACGCGGAAAAAGCGCAUGGCACCACGGCCUCCCAGUCAGAACUCCAUCCCGGAGAAAGCUCCGUUUGAGAUUCAUAAGGAUGAUCACAUCUUCAAGGAACCCCAACUUCCGCCGUACUCUCGGAAGAACUUCCACGUAUCGUCGCCCAAUCUGUACAACGGAGAGGUCAAAAUCGUUGAUACGAUCAACAAUAACAACAACAACUACAACGGCCAAACGGAAACCAACGGUAACGGUCACCACGUCGAAACCGUAGAAGAGAUGAACAACCUCAUCAACACCAAGACUUCGUACAGUACCCUCAAGAAUCGUCCCACGUCAAUGUACAUCAUCCGGGAACCGUCCGACCUGACGGACGAUUCCGCCAACACCGUGAACCACGAAAACCUGCAGCGGACAUCGCUCAACGGCACCGGUGGCGUCAACAACAGUACCACGCCGGACAUCGUAAACCAUUCCCGCACGUCGUCCAAUUCGUCCGAGGUGAAAGAUCCUCGCGACUUUCAGGAAGGUCCGCACCCCUCUACUACCACCGUCGUACCCACCCCUCGGAAGCGGCUGAAUUCGAACGCCAAAAAGUCGAAAGCUCCGGCACCGGCUCCACCACCGCGGGGCGUGUCGCUGCUGGGAUCGAAACAGCGGGAAGAGGUGGCGACCAUGAUGGCGACGGAACCGAAGAUUGUCCCGACACCGUCGCCAAGGGCACCCAACCGGGGUACCACGGUACCGAUCGGUGACGGAGCGGAAACAAUCAUCUCCAGUACGGAUUCCAACCUUAGCGAAACGGAUGCCGAGAUACAGAAGAAUCAAGAAACUGUCAACAAGCUGAAUGCCGUCAACAGCGCGCACCAACCGCAGGUUUCCGUCGAGCAAACCCCCUCUUCCACCCCAACCCAUCCAUCCCCCAACGUGUCCAAGGUCAUGCUGAACGUCGAUCAUUCUUCUCUGACCUCAACCGAUCCACCGUCCUCCCUAUCCCCCGAAGUCGAGCGUAAACCAUCAAGCGGAGCCUCAUCCGUGUCCAUAACGAUCGUCAACGAACCUUCCCCAGUCGUCGUCCCGAACAAUGGUCACUCCAAACCAUCCACCCCGAUCAUAUCCAAGGUUCACAUCGUACCGCCCACCCCUACCACCGACCGAGCCUCCAGCGAAGAACCGGUCGACCGGCGACUGUCCAACGGCGGCCACAGUUCCGACGAGGACAUCAAGAUCUACAACAUCGAGUCCGGCCAGGAGAUGCGCAUUCCGGACAACCGCGAUACGGUGCGUUCGCCCAGCCCAGCGGAAGAGGAAGAGCAGUGGACCUACACGCUCCCAGCCCCACCGAAAUUCGCCGAUUCCUCCAUCAAAUCGGGCGAGUACGACGAGAAGCAGCGGUUCUUCGAUCUGCAGUCGACUUUCGUGGACAACACGACGAUCGUGACGGAUCGGAUGACGAUCCACUCGGACGUGACGGAGGAGAUCAGGCCGAUCAUUCGGGAGAAGGUGCUGAUGGACGAGAGCUUGGAGGAAAUCGGACAGAAGUGUUCGUCGCCGACGGAGACGUUGGUGGAAAGCGAAGGCGGGAAUAGUAGCGUGACCGGGGAGAUUAUGAUCAAUUCGGAUAUUGAGGACGGGUAUCGAGGAGGCAGCGAGGUGAGGGAGACGAUGAUACAGACGUUGGAGAAGCGACGGGAGAAAUUGAAGGAGAGCGAGCUGCAGGAUUUGAAGGAGUCGAUCGAAGGGGUUAUGGUCGAGCAGAAGGUGGUGAAAGAAACGGAGGAGGAGGAGGAGAUGAACGAGAGUGAUAUUAUGAAAUGUGCCAAAUUGAACGAGGAGACGGUGGUGGAUGACUACACGAUGGUUGUCAAGAGAAGCAGCGUGGUGAGCGUUACGCGAUCGCAGUCAGUGGUUGAAGGUAGGAGGCUGUCGGAUGAGAAGCCAGCGGUAGAUAGGAAAAGCGAAGUGAUCAGUGAGCUCAACCAGGUUAUCAAAGAUGAGAAUGCGUUGAAGGCGGUGCUAAAUGGAAAGAAGAUGACGGAGGAGGAUGAGGAUAUUGUCGGGGCGAACAAGAAUAGCUUAAGUAACUUCAAAAUAUCUAGUUACAACGGCGAAAACAAGGAGAAUGUGGUUGAAAAGCCUAGCGAGAUGGUCAACGGACGGGAAGAAAAGACUGUUUCGGGUCCGGUUUCGCAGAAGUCCGACGACAGCGAAGAGGAAACAAACGUCAUCGUACGGCGUAAAAUAUCUGCGGAUUCAAUCUCCCGCAGCAAGUUGAGCAGCGAUGAGGACGAAUCGGGUGCCCGAUUGGGUAACAAGAACCACCAAGGACCGGUUAAGCGGCGCAGCCUCACGGUGCUGAACAAGUCACCGAAGAACAUCAACCGUUCGGAUAGCUUCCACUCGACGCGAUCCGAUUACAUCCAGUCGCUGGCCAGCGUCAACGGGUUGAGGCUGACUCCGCGCAGUACGUCGUACAUUUCGCUGAUCGGAGCGCAGAAGUUUGAGAAUCGGUUUGCUCAGAGCAAUCGGCGGAAGUCGACCAGUGAGAUGAGCAUUUGCGAUUCGCCAUCGCUCCAGAGCCUGGAAGUGAUCAAGAACAUCUUGAACAAUUCCAAGAGCAAUCUGGCGAUGGAUAAGAAGGAAGUUGAGGAAAUUAUGCCGAUGGCGUCCAUCAAGCGGAACAGUUUCACGGACAUUUCCACCUUGGUUCAGUUCAAGAGCGAGGUGAUUAGGAGCAGUUUGACCAGGCCGGAGAGUAUGGUUGAGCAGAAGAUAGAGGAAGUGGAGAGCAAGAAAUUGUUUGAUGAAAAAGAGAUCAAGAAGAAACCGGUUUUGAUCGAAAAGAUCGAGUCGGCGAAGGAGGCCAUGAUUGAAGAAUCGGUGAGUAUGACAAUAACUGAUAGCGAGAAGGCCAUGAGCGAAAGAGUUGUAGAUGUUUCGAAUGAGUCGAAAAGUGAUGAUGAGAAGCUUCAAAACAGACAGCUGUCAGCGGCGGUUGCCAAGCAACCUCAAACAACAGUAGUCAACAUCACUACUACAAGCACAACGGUUGCCAGUAGUGGUGUAAGCGUUACUGUCAACGCUGAUAAAAAUGAAAAACGAUGGACGUAUCAAGGGCCACCGACUAUAAACUUCACAACCUGGAGCGAACGGCCAAAGAUCGAUGUUUCGAUCAAAUCCGAUAAGGACUACCGUUUCGGCGGUAGCUCUACCCUUCCUCGGGGUUACCGUAAUGUAAAUAAUACCACUAAAGUAAACCUGAAUGUUGCUCCAGCGCCAGCCCUGGACAAAGAGAACGGUAUAGACCUGCCUGAUUCUCGUGAACAUGUGCCAUUUAACGAUGGGGAAUCUAGAUCACUCCCACAGGACAUCAAUCCUGAACCGGUCUUAACCUCCAAUUCCGAUCGUCUCCCAAUCGUUCGAGCUGUUGAAUAUAAAAAGAACGUCGUUCUGCCGCCUCCAGUGGCCCAGAAACCCCUUGAUAAACCGUACUUCUACGAUACCUACUCCCGAACCCCUGCGACCUCGACGGCCACCAUCAACCGGUUGAGCAUGGGAUUCAACAAAUUCCAACCUGUUGUCCGAGGCUUCAAAUCGACGGAUGAGAAAGACGUCCCGGCGACAAAACCGCGCCCCGUGUCGAUGAUCGAGUCCUCCACUAUCUCGACCGCCAUCUUGAAAACUACGCCUACUAGGAUGGAAAAACCUAUUCCGGAAGUUACGUCGCUUCCCUUCGGACAGAACACCCUUCGUCGGACGGGUCUGAAAGAUAAAAUUCUUGCACAAACCAACCCAGAACCGGUGGCGGUGGCAAAGCCAGCUGUUCAGGAAGCCCCGGUUGUAGCCGUGAAAGUGGCGGCCGCGACAACUGCCGCCCCUCCACCGCCUCCCCCGGUGGCUCCUAAGCUAACCACUCCGGUUGUGCGAGGGGCCAUCGUGAAGAAGCCGCUUCCGUCGCCGGAUGUAGACCCCCGUACCGCUCUGUUGGAUGCCAUCCGGAACUUCAACAAGGAUAAGCUACGCGCCGAACAGUAAUCGCAGUAAGCCGUUUUUAACUGUGCUGUAGGUUUCUGUCACUUUCCGAGACGUGCGCCGGUCGUUGCCUAGCAACGAAACUUUUUGGCGUCGCUCGCUUUGUAGUUAGUUGUUAUUAAUUUAUUACUCUGUUGUUUCUUUUAAUUUCUAUUUCUUCUAUUGUUCUAUCUUCUUUUUGUAUCAAAAUUUUCAUUUUUAUUGUUUUCAAUAUAAAUAUACCAAUUUUACUCGGUUUUAUGUGAAAAAUGGAAUAAUUAUUACGGUUUUACAUUGGCUUUACCAGCAUUCAGUUUCACUUUUACACUCUGAUUUCAAUCAAAAGCUCACAAAUUGCUUCAAAAUUUUUCCACCUUAUGAAUGGGCGUUUAAAAGCCAAGGAAAUAGUAGCAGCUGAAAUCAGAUGAAAUAUCAAAAACAUUUAUUUGUGAAUAUUUUUAAAAUAUUGAAAACUUAAUUGUUCUAGGGUUUCAAAAUAAAGUUCUAAAAUGUGUAAAUGGCUCUUAAAAUUAGCUCCCACGGAUAACAUUUUUAAAAACCAGAAUAAUUUGAAAAUUAAAAAACACAAUUUACAAAUGUGAGGAUCAGAAAUGUUUUUACAUACACCCUAAAUACAAAAGAUAAGUUUUUGGGGAAGCUUAACCAUUCACGGAGAGACGAAACUACCCAAAAGUAAGUUCUUUCCACCCAACUUCGGGGUUGCGAGCGUCAAGCCAAUUUUGAGUUGAUGGAAUCGAUGUUUUUGUUGGGUUGUUCCCGCUUGCUUCCAUGUG